AUGGCUUCGACACCGACAAAAGCAGCCGCUACUAAAUCGAUUCUGACAUCAGCAACGACUUUGAAGGGCCAUGAAAAGGAGAUUCAAUCCAUAUCCUACUUUCCUGACGGCCAGCGAAUGAUCAGCGGAUCUGAUGAUAAGACCGCUCGGCAAUGGGAUCUAAAGGCGGGCAUGGAGAUUGAAGAAGCGCAGGGUGUUUGCGAGAAGGAGGUAUAUGCGGUGGCAGUAUCAAGGAAUGGUCGAUGGGUUGUCUCUGCUGGUGGAGAUGACACAACCGGGGAACUGAACGUCUGUGAAGUUGAGACGGGGAUUGUGAAAGAAUUCAAAGGUCACUCAAAGCAGAUCACCUGCAUUGAUAUAUCCGCGGACAGCAAGCUGCUGGCGAGCGGGUCGUUUGAUGAAACAGCGCGGAUAUGGAACUUGGAGACGGGCAAACUCGUGGCCGGUCCAUUGGAGAGCGUUGAUAUGGUGGGCGCAAUUCGAUUCUCGACGGAUUCGAAGAAGCUCGCAAUCAAGACAGAUGGGGGGUGCUGCAUUGAGGUCUGGGAUAUUCAAAAACAGAAAUUGAAUGUGAGGAAAAGGGAAAAACAGUCGCUUACAGGAAUCACAUCCGUGCCAUUUUUCUGGACAAACACAACCAUCUUGGCCGCAUUCAGUUUCACAAGUGAUGAUGCUCGGAUGAUCUACGAGUUCGACGGAUCAACACUGGAGACUAUCGGAACUCCCUUUGAAGGGCACCACCACAUUGUCGAAGGUCUAGCACUUUCAUUCGACUGCGCUCUCCUUGCCAGCUCUUCACUCCACACCAUCAAACUCUGGGCCGUCGAGUCCCGCCAAAUCCUUGCUACCUUCUACCUUCAAAAUCCUCUUAUCCUCGUCCUCUCACCUAACUCGCGCCACCUAGCUUACACGACAUACACCCCCCCGCCCCGGGACUCGCGCCGACGAGCUUACCCGACGCACCACGAGAUCCAUAUAUGCCAAAUUCCACCCAAUGUCCUUUCUCAGGCCCGUACCAGUGCACAAAACAAGUCAACCCUCACUCAUGUACUAAAAUCUGACGCAACUCCUCGUCCUCCUGUCGUGCGUGGCAGACAACCGAUAACCACUAUACCUAUAUCACAAAAACCUCCACCUACCAUUGACGCGCAGCAACCCAUUUUCGUUCGCCUCCGAAAACUUCUUCCCUUUUCUCCUGCUCGCACGAACGCAGUAGCUCAAGAUGACCAACCUCGUAAUGCCCCAGAUAUCCCUGCUACAUCGCCCGUACCAUCCCCUCUGCCGGGGCAGGCCGCAACUCAGUUUGAUCAUUUUGAAAUGAAGUCUUCGCCUCCCCCCUCGAACGGAGUCACACAAUUCUUGCGACAGCACCUUUCUUUCCUCGUACCAAGACACAGCCACGGGCCACCAGUCAUUGAAGUCGCGCCCGGGCGGAAGUUCACUCGUUUAGCUGCUGCCAAACUACCGGAAUAUAGGAAAGCAAAUGACACCAGAUAUCCGUCUGGACAGCGAGAUAUCGAGUCUUCUGACAAUGAUUCGCUUCCGGAUGUGCAUUGGUGCAAGGCGUUCCUCUGCUACUAUUCGUGCUGGUCUCAUGGGAAACUGAGGAAGCCUCCUCGAUGGCGCUUGGAACGUGUCGACGCACCCCGCAAUGUGAAUAGUGACAAUAUUCUCAAUCGAGUCGCCGUGCCUCAUCCCAGGGUCCAUCACGAAGAGAUUGGAUUGAAAACGGUGGCUAGCCAGUCACAGCCGAGGGCAGGGCCAUCUCGCCUUGUGCACAAUGAUAAUAUUCUCAAUCGAGUCGCCGUGCCUCAUCCCAGGGUCCAUCACGAACAGGUUGGAUUGAAAACGGUGGCUAGCCAGUCACAGCCGAGGGCAGGGCCAUCUCGCCUUGUGCACAAUGAUAAUAUUCUCAAUCGAGUUGCCGUGCCUCCUCCCAGGAUCCAGCAUGAAGAGGUUGAAUUGAAACCAAUGGCGAGUCAGUCACAGCCAGAGGCAGGACCAUCUCGUCGUGUGAAACAUGACAAUAUUUUCAAUAAAGUCGCCGUGCCUCAUCCCAGGGUUCAGGACGAAGAUAUUGUUUUGAAAAUGGGGGCUUACCAGCCACAGCCCAGGGCAGGACCAUCUCGCCCUGUGAAAAAGGACAAUCUCAAUCGAGCUGCUGCGCCUUCUCCCAUGGUCCAGCACGAAGGGAUUGAAUUGAAGCCAAUGCCUAGUCAGUCGCAGCCAGAGGCAAGACCACCAUAG
Suillus clintonianus is the source of this 2247-nucleotide messenger RNA. Its product is annotated as WD40-repeat-containing domain protein. The record is from RefSeq and is a predicted model, not a curated record. The transcript has 11 exons. Gene Ontology annotation, molecular function: protein binding. The coding region runs from base 1 to 2247 and encodes 748 amino acids. Lineage: Eukaryota; Fungi; Basidiomycota; Agaricomycetes; Boletales; Suillaceae.